CCGGUGGGAGGCUGGCUUGGCGCCGCCUCGCGCGCCUCGCAGCAUCUUUGUUUUCCCUACGUCUUGACUUCCUGAGACGCCUGGGUUGGCCUGCCUUUCCCCAUUUUGCAGCCCCGGGGAGGGAAGACUCACAGCGUAAAAGGUGGCGUGUCUUGUCCUAGGACGACUCGCUGGGAAGGUGGCCCUUUGGUCUGAGUAAAUAUUAGUCCAGUGGACUGGUGGCUCCCCAGCAGGGACCACUGCGCCCCUGCCCCCGCCGCAGGGGGACUCUUGGAAGUCUCCAGGUCACAUUCUUGGUUGUCACAGGUGGGGAGACACUGUUGGCAUCUGGGUGAAAGAGGCCGUAAAACAUUGGCCUAGUUAAAACUGGUAGCCAGGCAGGCAAGCUCCAUCCAGAGCCUUGUCUCAUUUAUUUUUUUCCGUCUUUUUAAAAAGCAUUUUAUUUUUUAACUUCUUUUAUAAUGUUUUUCUUUUUAAUUGAAGCAUAAUUGCUUUUCGAUAUUGUGUUGGUUUCUGCCACGCCGGCGUGUGUCAGCCAUAGGCGUUGUGACCCCACCGUCGGCCCCAUGGAGGCGCCAGGACUGGGCCCCGUGAAGCAGGAGCGAGGUGCCGCCGAGGGUCUGACCACCGACUCGCCGUGGCACCGUUUCCGCCACUUCCACCUGGGCGACGCCCCGGGGCCCCGCGAGGCGCUGGGGCUGCUGCGCGCGCUCUGCCGGGCCUGGCUGCGGCCCGAGGUGCGCACCAAGGAGCAGAUGCUGGAGCUGCUGGUGCUCGAGCAGUUCCUGAGCGCGCUGCCCGCCGAGGUGCAGGCCUGGGUGUGCAGCCGCCGGCCGCAGAGCGGCGAGGAGGCCGUGGCGCUGCUGGAGGAGCUGUGGGGACCAGCGACGAGGGCGCCUCAGGAUGCAACUGGAGGCUCCGGGGUCGGCUCAGUAGAGGAAGCUGGUGAGGCGACACCCUCAGGAGAUGCGGCCCCUGGGGCUGAGGAACCGGCGACGGCGGAUGCCCAGGCCACGCGCCCCUAUAAGCAGGAGCCGGGCAGUCCCCCGCAGGCACCGCCGGCCCCGCCGGCGCCUGGCCUGCCCGCCUUCCUGGCGGCCCCGGGCACCGCGUCCUGCCCGGAGUGCGGCAAGUCCUCGCUGAAGCCGGCACACCUGCUGCGCCACCGGCAGAGCCACUCCGGCGAGAAGCCGCACGCCUGCCCCGAGUGCGGCAAGGCCUUCCGGCGCAAGGAGCACCUGCGGCGCCACCGCGGCACACACCCUGGCGGCCCGGGCCCGGCCCUGCGUCCGCUGCCCGCGCGCGAGAAGCCGCACGCCUGCUGCGAGUGCGGCAAGACCUUCUACUGGCGCGAGCACCUGGUGCGCCACCGCAAGACGCACUCGGGUGCGCGGCCCUUCGCCUGCUGGCAGUGUGGCAAGGGCUUCGGGCGCCGCGAGCACGUGCUCCGCCACCAGCGCACCCACGGGCGGGCGGCCGGCGCAAGUGGCGCCGCCCCAGGCCCCGAGGGCGCCACGCCCUUCCCGCCCUGGCCGCUGGGGUAGCGCCAGCCACGCACCUGCUGCCCCAGCCCCGCAUCCGCACUCCGGUGCCCGAGCCCUGUCGCGUGAUGCCCCGAACCUCACUUUCCGGGUCAGCCCUCGCCCCGCCCUCGUGGCCUCUGCUGUGCGGGGGCGUCUCUGUGGCCCUCCCCACCCCCGUCCUCCCGGGCCCGGAACCCAGACAAGGAGUUGGGCAGGGGCAGGGCUCCGGGCUGGAGGAGGCCGGAGGGAGGGGACUGGGCCUUGUCCCGCCUGGGGAGACGACCCCCUGCCCCUCCCAGGACGGAUGGAUUGCGCCACGGCUCCACCAGGACGGGCCGUGUUCCGGCAGGGGGGAUCCGAGGUCUGGCUCCUCCGCUCUGCGACUGCCCUAUCAGGCAGGCCCGAGGUGGACAAGCGCCUGCUCCUGGGAUGCGCGCCGGAGAUGGCCGCUGACCAGCAUCUGGAGAGUGUUAAUAAAGCCGCUGAUGAAUUGUGCA
This is a messenger RNA of Odocoileus virginianus texanus, 2020 nucleotides long. Lineage: Eukaryota; Metazoa; Chordata; Mammalia; Artiodactyla; Cervidae. The record is from RefSeq and is a predicted model, not a curated record.